AUGAAUUGCUCGGCCAGCUUGGCGAGCGUUUCAUGGAGGUCUUCGAUCUACGGGCUGAGCGGGACCAGGCACCAGUCUGCCCGCGUCUCCAAGGCUGCUCGAUCGGCUUCAGGUCCCUUCCCGACUGGCGCUUUGAGUCAGGGCCCUGCAUCCACACCUUCGAUCGAAGUAUUGUCUGCUGUAGCUGCCGGCCAGAAGUCUGAGGGACCGACAUCGUCUCCUCCGCUCGCUGGCCCUCCUGAUCAUCUUCCUCGAUCUGCUCGAUCGACCGCCAAGGGUGGCCACGGGGGUGCUUCGUCUUCGCCUGCAGCUUCCGAUGUGGGCGCGCAUUCCGACGAUGGCGAGAGCUCUUCCGGCAAAUCCAGUUCUACUCGCGCCUUAGAAUCGGACGCCGUGGGAAGCGACAGUGGUUCACCGGAGUUGAGUCGCGCUAAGGACCAGUUCGGAAUGCCGCCCCGGCCCUCUAGCAGACGCUGA
This is a messenger RNA of Phytophthora nicotianae INRA-310, 477 nucleotides long. RefSeq lists its product as hypothetical. NCBI's taxonomy places the organism in Eukaryota, Oomycota, Peronosporomycetes, Peronosporales, Peronosporaceae. The record is from RefSeq and is a predicted model, not a curated record. Bases 1 to 477 code for a protein of 158 amino acids. The transcript has 2 exons.